Messenger RNA from Thunnus maccoyii (southern bluefin tuna), 4889 nucleotides. Its product is annotated as band 4.1-like protein 1. Gene Ontology annotation, cellular component: cytoskeleton; plasma membrane. NCBI's taxonomy places the organism in Eukaryota, Metazoa, Chordata, Actinopteri, Scombriformes, Scombridae. The transcript is spliced from 24 exons. The record is from RefSeq and is a predicted model, not a curated record. Gene Ontology annotation, molecular function: actin binding; structural molecule activity. Bases 481 to 4281 code for a protein of 1266 amino acids. Gene Ontology annotation, biological process: cortical actin cytoskeleton organization.
UUCAAAUGCACUCGAAUUGAAGAAGUAGUAAUCACGAGUGGAUUUAAGUUAUAUCUGGCAUUGAAACUAUGACUCUCUGUGAGCAUCCUUUUUUUCAACCUCCAUGUCAGAAUCAUGCAACAUAGUGCUUCACGGCGGGAAAAGAUGACCUGAAAUCAGUUGAGUGGUAAGAGACGCUGCGUGGCACAAGCGGAGCGGUCUUGUCCUCACAUAUCACGCACGACGUUCGGAGUUCCCCUGCUUACACCGUGAAAACGCCCCUCCACUCUCCUCCUUGCCUUUUCCGACCGUAAAAGCCAUCCCUGCCGGCUUGUGCCUGCCUGCUGUCCCAGCCUGCAGGGCUCUAUCUCCGGUGGCAGAGGAAAGGCGCUCCGGGGCGGUGGCGGCGUCCGUCUUCCAGUUUCCUGCAAUCUCAAUGAUCAGAAUCUGGAUUGAAGCUUGACACCCGGACCUGACAGGACAGGACUGCAAUCCAUUUCUAUGACAACAGAGAAGGCUUUGGCUGGGGAGAUGAAGAGCGCAAUGGAGGGUGACGCCAGGAGAACCAAUCAGGUUCCAGAAGACCAUGGGGAUAUGGAUGAUAGCUCCGAGAAGACCCCCAGCAAGGCCUCCAAAUCCCCCCAGAAAACUACCAAGCGGCCCAAGACUGUCCCUGUCAAAGUGACUCUACUUGACGGCUCAGACUAUGAGACAGCAGUGGAGAAAUUUGCCAAGGGCCAGACCCUGCUGGACAUGGUGUGUGGCCAUCUGAACCUGCUGGAGAGGGACUACUUUGGCCUGACUUUCCAGGACACGGACAACACCAAGAAUUGGUUGGAUCCCUCCAAAGAGAUUAAGAAGCAAAUUCGGGUUGGUUCCUGGAAUUUGGGAUUUUCUGUCAAGUUCUACCCCCCAGACCCAUCUGUGCUCAUUGAAGACAUCACCAGGUACUACCUGUGCCUGCAGUUGAGGGACGACAUCCUGUCCGGCCGUCUGCCCUGCUCAUUUGUCACCCACGCUCUUCUGGGCUCCUACACUGUCCAGGCUGAACUGGGAGACUACGAGCCUGAGGAACAUGGCCCCGACUAUGUCAGCGACUUCCGCUUUGCCCCCAACCAGACACGUGAGCUGGAGGAGAGGGUGAUGGAGCUGCACCGUAACUACAGGGGAAUGAGUCCAGCAGACGCAGAGGUGAACUUUCUAGAAAAUGCCAAGAAGCUCUCGAUGUAUGGAGUGGACCUGCAUCACGCUAAGGAUUCAGAGGGAAUUGACAUAAUGCUCGGUGUGAGCGCCAACGGUCUGCUCAUCUACCGAGACCGUCUAAGGAUCAACCGGUUCGCCUGGCCAAAGAUCCUCAAGAUCUCCUAUAAGAGGAGCAACUUCUACAUCAAGAUCCGCCCUGGGGAGUAUGAACAGUUUGAGAGCACCAUAGGCUUCAAGCUGCCCAACCAUCGGGCCUCGAAGCGAUUGUGGAAGGUCUGCAUUGAGCACCACACCUUCUUCAGGUUGGUUUCCCCAGAGCCGCCUCCCAAGGGCUUCCUGGUGAUUGGCUCCAAGUUCCGCUACAGUGGGCGGACCCAAGCCCAAACCAGACAGGCGAGUGCUCUGAUUGACAGGCCUGCUCCGCAGUUUGACCGCUCAGUUAGCAAGAGGUACUUGCUGCCACGAAGUAUUGAUGGAGCUUCAGCUCUAGGUGACAGUAUGGACCAGCUGUCCCAGCGAAGCUCCAGUGAGCGCACACAGUUCAUGUCCAGAGAGGACCUAGACCAAGAAGGCAGCCUGGACCUGGAGCACGAUCACUACCACUAUCAGGACCAGGACCAAGACCAAGACCAUUACACAGACCAGGAGCUGGAGCUGCAGGAGCGAGGUCAAGAUCAGAGGCAUACUCGGGGUGCCAACAUCUCAACACCCACCAAGAUGCUGGAGCUCAAGGGUGAGGAGGCAGGCUCGCCUGUAGACUCUAAAUCAGAGGAUCUGGCCAUCCCUCGGCCCAAACAGGAGCAGUUCUUGGAUAAGCCGGAAGAUGUUAUACAGAAGCACCAGGCCAGCAUCAAUGAGCUGAAGAGAGCUUUGAGGCAGCCUAACAGCAAGAUGGCCCAGAGAGAGAAACGCCUUUCUUCAGCUACUCCUCCUGGAGGAACCCCCGAGCGGAAACCAGCGACCGGUGAUGCCAAAUUGAUUGACAAGCAGGAUGCUUAUGAAGGAGUGCUGGAUACUUACUCUAAAGAGGAGAAGAGUAAGACCUCUCCUAUGGGUAGAGACACGUUCACAGUAACAUCUUGGAGGGAAGCAACUAUGAACAAUUAUCAAACACCGUGGGAUUCAUUGAGAACUCAAACUGGAACAUCUCCAAAACAGGAAACAGACUUUACAGCAACAGAUAUGAACCCUAUGGACGAUUCAUUGGCGAUUAAUGGCCACCAUGAUUCUGUAACAGCAAGGAAUUCUGUUCAAGAAAAUGGAUACGGCUCUCCGCAUGACAAACAGAGGAGUGUAAUGAACAAUAGAGAUGGGAGGCAUUGUCAGUAUGAGCACAACAUUCAUCAAGAGAGACUGAAGAACUUUGAAACUCCGGUAGCUGCGGAUUCUCUCCCAAAGGGCAACGGGGGCAGAAUUGAGAGUGACGUGAGGCGUUAUGAGACAUGGAAAAUAAAAGACCCAAGCCUCAAGGGAGAGAAAGAUUGCAACAAAACUGGGAACUCACACUCAGAAGUCACCAGAAUAGUUCCUCUCAAGCCGCAGAGAUCAAAGAAAUCUUUGAAUAAAGAGAACAAAGGUGUUGUAAACCCUCAAACUCAAAGCCAGUCCGAUAGAGGCAUCUUCGGUGCGGCUGGGGAUGUACAGAUGACAAAAUCAAAAGACGAAUACUGUGAGACAGGAAGGAGAGUAGAUGGUAAUGCUGCAAUGCAAUCCGCCACAGAUGUUGUCAAGGAAAACACAAAAUACCACAGUGAAGCUGCAAUGUCAUAUCAGCAACAAAAUCAACUACAUCAGCAGAUUAAGAGCGAGUCGUUUGGACAACAAGAGCUCAGAGACUUCAGGGAUACAACAGGGCAAAGUCAGUGGACAAGAGGAGAUAUGCGACAUGAAGAUAAUUUUCAAAACAGCACAGAGUUUAAAGAGAAUCUCGCUAGCUCCAAAUUCCCCACAGCUCCCCCUCGGACUCUUCCUCUGAAAACGCAGUGGUCCCGAGACAGACAGAGCAACAUGGACAGCAGCCACAUCCACUACAGGACGCCCAGCCAAGAAACGACCAAGAGGAAGCAAGCGGAGACACCUCCCACACCUGCUAUUCACGAGGAGCCUUUCAACGAAGCCUCAAGGGAACCAUGGGAGAGACGUCUUGGCUCUGUCUCAGAGGAUGACCAAGACCACGAGAUCCUGUACCUGAAGGAGACCCACCUGGGCAUCGAGCGCAAAUGUUCCAGCAUCACAGUCAGCUCUACAUCCAGCCUGGAGGCAGAAGUAGAUUUCACUGUCCUCACGGACCUGCACACAGGCAUGGAGGAGUUCUCCAGGGGCAUGACAGAGCUGGGAGAGAGGGAUCUGUCACCUGACGGGGGUCUGUGCUUUGGAAUCGAUUUUCUCCAGCAACAAGGCCCCUCUGAACCCCCACCUCCAUUAGUGUCAGCUCCUCUGUCCAGAGGAGCGAGCAGCAGCCCUCCGGCCAAACAUAUCCAGGCUGAAGAGGUCCGACCAGAGGUGAAACGGCCUGAUGUGCAGCCUGUAGUACCCAAAAAACCAAAGAGGUCAGUGCCAGUGUCAUCGUCAGUGGACAGAGAGCAGUCACACAGGGAACCCAGUCGUAUCGCUACCGUCCCUCCACUAAGCAGGGAGGCUAGUGAUGUCAUGAUCACACCGACAGUGAGGAAGACGGAUGUCAGGACGGAGACCCAGCCCAAUGGGUCAGAGGUCACCACGACCAUCGUGGAGUUCACAGAUCAGGAUCAUGGCAUCGGUGGCCUUAGUGAGGUUUCUUACUCUACGAGACAGAGUGUAUCCCCUGUGCAUAUGGGCAGUCUUGGAAGAGAGGCAACAGGGUCACCCAUUCUUGUCACUGAAAACGUUACCUCAGCAACCACACACGUCACCAAGACUGUGAAAGGAGGAUAUUCAGAGACCAGGAUCGAGAAGAGGAUCAUAAUCACAGGAGAUGAUGAUGUAGACCAGGAACAGGCUUUGGCUAUUGCAAUACAGGAAGCCAAGCAGCAGCAUCCAGACAUGCAGGUGACCAAGGCAGUUGUUGUCAGGGAAACAGAAUCGUCCACUGAGGAUCGACACGGCACAUCAGAGUCUUGAUUUCCUGAGACGAGAGUGCCCCCCUUUGGACCAGACGUGAAAUUGCCACCCAUCAUCUCUACUGAUAGACUACUACCAGUGACGCCCUAAUGGAGCCUCUUUCACACACUCACUCACACACACACACACACACACACACACACACACACACACACAAGCAUACACAGAGCUAAAACAUGACUCUUAUCAAAUCUGAUUUCUUAUGUUUUAUUUUUAUGGUUUGGAGGUCAUGCUGCAAAAAAGAAAACAUUUCAUGGUCCUUGAUUGGUUGACAGUGUGCCACCACAACACCAAACAUCUGGAACAAUUAAAGACAUAAUCCAACUAAAUUCUCUGAAACCUCUCGGGGCAUCUGUAUCCAAACCUCUUGCUUAAGUAUUCCUUAAAGGUCAAAGGGAAUUAGUGCAGAAGGGGUUUGUUUAGAUAAUCUGUGUGCUCGUCCUCAUUCACACUGUGGAUAAUCCAAGGUCACAUGUUGGUACCCAUCCCAAUCAGGAAGUGUCAUUUGUGAAAAAAGAAAUAUGAGAAAAAAAAUGGCCAUGCAUAGAGGAGUGUCUUAUCCUGCUGUAAUGAAUAACAAGAAAUCAUCAGACUCCUGCUGUGUGUGC